Molecule: messenger RNA, 189 nt
Organism: Tetrapisispora phaffii CBS 4417
Lineage: Eukaryota; Fungi; Ascomycota; Saccharomycetes; Saccharomycetales; Saccharomycetaceae
Gene: ATP15
Product: F1F0 ATP synthase subunit epsilon
Exons: 1
Coding region: 1-189 (62 amino acids)
Biological process (GO): proton motive force-driven mitochondrial ATP synthesis
Cellular component (GO): mitochondrial inner membrane
Molecular function (GO): proton-transporting ATP synthase activity, rotational mechanism
Source: RefSeq, a predicted model, not a curated record
AUGAGUACCUGGAGAAAAGCUGGCUUAACCUACUCGAACUACUUGGCGGUCGCCGCCAAGACCGUUCGUCAGUCAUUGAAGAACGACCUGAAGACCAAUUCUGUCUUGAGCAGAUCCAAGACUGAUAUCAAGUACACUAUUUUUGAGAAAGGCACUGCGAAGAGUGAGCCAACCUCUAUUUCAGACUAG